AUGCUCAGGAAUCAAGGCACAAAGGACCAAGUUAUUGAUCCAAAGGCAAUAGAGAAUGAAAGAUUGAAACGCGAGGAAGAGGAGAUAUUGAGAUCAUUGCAAGCGACUGCAGUGCCGUUGGUGUCGGUGAAGGAUCGUGCCAAAGACAUUGUGUAUACUCAGAGCAUGAGGUCAUCAUGGAGACCACCAUCACACAUCCGUAACAGGUCGGACGAGGACAAUAGGAAGUUGAGAGAGGAGUUGCACAUAUUGGUGACGGGCGAGAACAUACCGCCACCAAUCACAAGCUUCAAGGACAUGAAGUUGCCACCAACGGUCAUUGACUAUUUGAAGAAGAAAGGCAUCAAGAAACCCACACCCAUUCAGAUCCAGGGCCUGCCCGUGGCAUUCAGUGGCAGAGACAUGAUUGGCAUUGCGUUCACUGGAAGUGGCAAGACAUUGGUGUUCACACUGCCCAUGGUCAUGUUUGCUUUGGAGGCAGAGAAGAAGCUCCCAUUGGUCUCAGGCGAGGGACCCAUCGGCCUCAUCAUUUGCCCCUCACGUGAGCUCGCCAGACAGACGUACGAUGGUGUCGUGGCGAUAUCCGAGGCGUUGGCCAGUGGCGGAGCACCAAAGCUCAGGACAAUGCUCUGUAUGGGAGGAAUAAGCAUACGUGAUCAGGAGCCCGAGUUGCGCAAGGGCGUGCACAUGAUCGUGGCCACACCAGGCAGACUGCUGGACAUGCUCAACAAGAAGAAGAUCAAUCUGAUAUCGUGUAUAUAUCUCGGUCUGGACGAAGCCGAUCGUUUGAUUGAUCUUGGAUUCGAGGAGGAGAUCAGAGGCGUCAUGGACAGCUUCACAACUCAGCGACAGACAUUGCUCUUCUCGGCUACGAUGCCCAAGAAGAUCCAGACAUUUGCCAGGAGCGCGCUGGUGCUGCCCGUAGAGGUCAACGUCGGUCGUGCCGGUGCGGCCAAUCUCGACGUCAUUCAAGAAGUCGAGUACGUCAAGCAAGAGGCCAAGAUUGUAUAUUUGCUCGAGUGUCUACAAAAGACAGCGCCGCCAACAUUGAUCUUUUGCGAAAACAAGAAGGACGUGGACGAUAUCUAUGAGUACCUGUUGCUCAAGCAAGUGGACGCAGUGGCACUGCACGGCGACAAGACACAGGAGGAGAGAGAUAUCGCCAUCAAGCAGUUCAAGGAUGGCAAGAAGGAUGUGCUGGUCGCUACGGACGUGGCGUCCAAGGGUCUGGACUUCCCCGACAUCCAGCAUGUCAUCAACUUUGACAUGCCCAAGGAGAUUGAGAACUACAUUCACAGGAUUGGAAGAACAGGACGUUGUGGCAAGACCGGUGUGGCAACGACAUUCAUCAACAAGAACCAGACCGAGGCCGUAUUGCUCGAUCUCAAGUAUCUACUGAUGGAGUCCAAGCAGAAGGUGCCCGAGGUGUUGCUCGAGAUACCAGAUGAGCAGCAGCAAGUUUAUGAAGAGGGACAGGAGUGUGACUUUUGUGGAGGUAGAGGCCAUCGUGUUGCCAACUGUACCAAGCUCAAGUUGCAAUCCAAGCAGACUGCUCCAAGAAGAGACGCUCUCAAGGAUUAA
This is a messenger RNA of Acytostelium subglobosum LB1, 1581 nucleotides long. RefSeq lists its product as hypothetical. Bases 1 to 1581 code for a protein of 526 amino acids. The record is from RefSeq and is a predicted model, not a curated record. Gene Ontology annotation, cellular component: spliceosomal complex. Gene Ontology annotation, biological process: mRNA splicing, via spliceosome. Lineage: Eukaryota; Evosea; Eumycetozoa; Acytosteliales; Acytosteliaceae. Gene Ontology annotation, molecular function: RNA binding; ATP binding; RNA helicase activity. The transcript has a single exon.